Mastomys coucha (southern multimammate mouse) is the source of this 1029-nucleotide messenger RNA. Its product is annotated as olfactory receptor 8K5-like. The transcript is spliced from 3 exons. Gene Ontology annotation, molecular function: odorant binding; G protein-coupled receptor activity; olfactory receptor activity. NCBI's taxonomy places the organism in Eukaryota, Metazoa, Chordata, Mammalia, Rodentia, Muridae. Gene Ontology annotation, cellular component: membrane. Gene Ontology annotation, biological process: G protein-coupled receptor signaling pathway; sensory perception of smell. The coding region runs from base 1 to 783 and encodes 260 amino acids. The record is from RefSeq and is a predicted model, not a curated record.
AUGGGACAACCAAAUGUAACAAUGCCAACUGAGUUCAUUCUGAUGGGAGUCACACAGACUGCUGAGCUGAAACUCCCUCUGUUUGCAGUCUUCCUUGCUAUCUAUGCAAUCACCGUGGUGGGAAACCUGGGCAUGAUCAUUUUGACCAAGCUGGACUCUCGCCUACAUACCCCUAUGUACUUUUUCAUCAGACACCUUGCUUUCAUUGAUCUUGGAAAUUCCACUGCCAUCUGCCCCAAGAUGCUGGUGAAUUUUGUUGUGGAUCAAAACACCAUCACCUAUUAUGCUUGUGCCACACAGAUGGCAUGCUUCAUUAUGUUCAUUGUCAGUGAACUUUCAAUCUUGUCCUCCAUGGCAUAUGACCGCUACGUGGCCAUCUGCAACCCUCUGCUCUACAGUGCGAUAAUGUCUCAGAGACGCUGUCAAGUGCUCGUUGGCAUUCCAUACCUCUACAGUACCUUCCAGGCUCUGCUGUUCCCUAUUAAGUAUUUCACGUUAAGCUUCUGUGGUGCUAAUGUCAUAAGCCACUUCUAUUGUGAUGUCGUCCCCAUACUACCUUUGAUCUGUUCACAUGUAGAAGAGACAGAAUUGUUGACUAUAUUGUUUUCAGCCUUUAAUUUAAUCUCUUCUCUUCUUGUGGUUCUUUUGUCUUACAUGCUGAUUUUGUUAACCGUAUGUCGAAUGCAUUCUGCAGAAGACAGCAAUACAGUGACUCCCAUGGGGCCAGGAAAGAACUUAAAUCCAUCCUGUUACAAACUAAGAUCACAGCAGCAAGACUCCUAAGCAAGGUCUUCACACGGUCUUGCAUAUGUGACCUUCUACUGGAUCAUGCUUGAUUUAUCAGGGCAUCCAUUUUUGUAGAAAUUGGCCCUUCAUCUAGCAGAAGCUUAUGUAGAAGAAUUUUAAUCCAACAAAUGACUUCUCUGGCAACAGAUCUCCUCCAAAGAGCUUCUACAUCUAUUGAUACAGCUGGAAUGCAAACAUGUCCAAGACUACAGUAUAAAAAAUCUGACUGGAAUACAAACACAA